Molecule: messenger RNA, 1920 nt
Organism: Mycena indigotica
Lineage: Eukaryota; Fungi; Basidiomycota; Agaricomycetes; Agaricales; Mycenaceae
Exons: 6
Coding region: 1-1920 (639 amino acids)
Biological process (GO): protein modification by small protein removal
Molecular function (GO): peptidase activity
Source: RefSeq, a predicted model, not a curated record
AUGUCUUCUGUGAAGCUCUAUAUAUACGAUCUAUCCAACGGACUCGCAAAGUCGCUCUCACAGCAGCUCACUGGCCGCCAAAUUGACGGCAUAUGGCACACCUCGAUCGUUGUCUUCGGCAAGGAAACAUUUUACGGUCAAGGAAUCAGUGUUACGCUUCCUGGGAGGUCGCACCAUGGUCAGCCGUUGCAGGUCGUUGACUUGGGGGAGACGAUGCUCGACGAAGAGACAUGGCAGGAAUAUUUAGAAGAGAUGAGAACACAUUAUACGGCUGACAAGUACCAUUUACUAGACUUCAAUUGCAACUCAUUCACAAAUGAUUGUGCUGGUUUCUUGACUGGUGGAUCUAUACCUGCAUUCGUUAGAGAUCUCCCAACGGACUUUUUGUCCACGCCUUUCGGUGCUGCCCUACGACCAACAAUAGACGCAAUGUACCGCCGCCCAUCACCUGGUGCUCCUGAGGUACCGCCACCAACCCCCAACCAACCCAUCGCAUCGUCGCUUUUACAAGCUGUUGCUUCGCAAGCCCAGCAGCCAGCAACCACCUCAAUUCAACCCCCUCCACUGGCUGCAACCGAAAGCCUCGCCGGACCAAUGCAUACCACAACAAAUUCGGCAUCUUUCCGAACGCUAUUGCAAAGCCAUCGUGCUGUUGUAGCCCUAUUUACUGACCCAGCGGGCUGUGCCCCAUGUAGAAUGAUAGCGCCAUAUUACGAGGACCUCGCGAUUGAGAAGGGGCUUCGCUCAGCCACUAGUCGUGGUGCAACAUUCACCAAGAUCGACCCAAGUGUUGGCAGUGGCCAAGCGCUAUGUUCUGAAUGGGGCAUCCGCGCAUAUCCGACAUUUAUGUUCUUUUUGAAUGGAAAGAAGACGUCAGAGCUCAGAGGCGCUGAUCCUGGGGAACUACGCGCACAGGUCGAUUUGCUUCUCUUCGAGGCUUAUCCGCCACAUCCCCAUGCUUCCCUACCUCUCCCUGGCAUGAAAACCUUAUCGCUCUCGCCGAUUCUCUUUACACAAGUACCUGCGCUUGAUGCUGUCCUCACCAAACUGGUCUCAUUCAUCGACGCUGCCCCACAAUCUCCUCAUUCGACGCAAGCCAAAGAAAUCCUGCGGUCCCAGGUCGUACCUUUCUUGAAGAGCAAGUUUGGCCCCGACAAACCCAAAGCCCCUCCGCCUACAAACGUCGCAUUCUUGACUGCAUGGGGUGCCGUUACGAUGACUCUCGUGGGUGCACUGCCUAAGGAAUCCCUCUUUCCACUGGUUGAUAUGUGGCGUCUGGCGGUGCUUGACCCAGCUACAGCUACUUGGCUUGCUGGGUCUCCAGGAGCCGGUCCAGUUGGCUCUAUCAUCAAGCUGGCGCAAGAAACUCUGGAAAGCGGAGCAGAAGACAAGGGCGCGCGCAACUUUGUAUUGACAGCCCUACGGUUGUUGACGAAUGCGUUUGGAAACAGCGCAUUAUCACGCGUGUUGCUCGCUGGCACCGAUGGUUCAGCUAUGAGCACCCUUGUUCCGGCUUUAUUACACGCUGAUAGCGCUGUGAGGACGGCAGCAGCUAGUUUGGCCUUCAAUGCCUCUGUUCCCGUUCAACGCGUGCGGGUGAAUACUGGUGCAGGUUUGGGUGGUCUCCCGCCAACAACCAAUGUCGACCCGUCGGAUGUUGCGUCUGCCGCUGAUGAGGACUGGCAGGUGGAACUCGUGAGCGCACUGACCGAGGCGCUCAAAGAGGAAUCUGGCGAAGAAGUUAUCCACCGACUCGCGGGUGCCUUGGCGUGUUUGCUACGAUUCGCACCCAAUGACGGACAGGUCUGGUCACUAGUCGAAGUGCUCGAUGUGAAGGCGGUCGUUUCUGGGAAAGCAGCAGUCGUGAAUAAGAAGGAAGUCCAAGGGCUAAUCACAGAUGUCGCCAGCCUGGUCGGCUAG